AGGAGAAAAGAGAGAGAGAAGAGUAGAGACCAUGCAUCGUUCGACGAGCACGACACGGGUGUCGGAGGAGUUCUCCAUGAACACGGCGGCGCAAGCCAUGGGCGGAGGAAUAGCCAACAAGGGUGGUGGCACCUACUACCACGACGAUCACUACCACCACCAUCACAGCCUCCCCACCUACGAUCCUCAAUCGGACGCCGCCAAGAAGGAGGCGAGCCGGGCCAAGGUGGCCGAGAACAUGGUCCAUGUCAUCCCUUUCGUCCUCGUCCUCUGCACCAUCAUCCUCUGGUUCUUCUCUCACCCAUCCGGUAUCGAUACGAUGAGCAAGGAGGAGACGGUGGUGGCCAAGGUCAAGAACAUGACGACCGACGGCUAUAAGAACUGGAAUGGCUCGUCGAUGACCAUCGGCAUGGAGGACCUCGACCCCAUCGAUGGAAUCAGCAACGAAGAAGAUCAUACUGGAACCAAAGGCUCUCGUCACUGACCUAAGUAAAGCUCGAUCGGUUCUCUCACACGGCAAAUAACAGUGGCCAUUGCUUUGGCCAUUGCUUCGAUCCGGUACUCUUCUUCUCCACCUCGACAACA
Molecule: messenger RNA, 585 nt
Organism: Musa acuminata AAA Group (dessert banana)
Lineage: Eukaryota; Viridiplantae; Streptophyta; Magnoliopsida; Zingiberales; Musaceae
Exons: 2
Coding region: 32-484 (150 amino acids)
Source: RefSeq, a predicted model, not a curated record